GUGACAGCAAAGAGAGGGAUGGUUUGAAAGUGGGUGAGUCAGGGAGAAGUUAGAGUAGACCUCAGAGAGUCCGAGACAGAGAAAGACCCUUGAAGCACAGGCAGAGAGAAGGGAAGGAAGGAGGGUAGGACAGGUAGGAGUUUGGAAAGAAGGGGAAAGUGGGACUUCAGUGACCUAGUGGUUGACUCUUACUCUGUGGGCUAGUGUAGUCAGGUGAGUACGCCAGGAUAGUGUGUGCGUGUGUGUGUGUGUGUCUUAGUGUAGCACGUGUGUGUGUGUGUGUGUGUAUGUGAGAGAGCAUGGUACAUACAACCAUGGAGUCGGAGCCGUUAGACAGCCGAAAUGUUCAACUGCUCAAAAGCAACGGCCGUCUGCUGAAGGCUGCGCUGGCCGUGAGUGUGUGUCUGUGCUGCGUCCUGCUGCUCGCACUCAUACUGGUGGCUCAAAAAAGUGAGGAUCAGGAGUUCUGUCUGACAAAGGAAUGCAUUGAGGCAGCGGGCUCCAUCCUGAGGAAGAUGGACCGCUCGGUGGACCCGUGUGAGGACUUCUACUCGUUUGGCUGCGGGGGCUGGCUGAGGGAGCACCCCAUCCCAGAGACCUCCAACUCCUUCGGGAUCUACUCCUGGCUGCGGCAGCACGUCAACAACAGACUCAAAGAUCUGCUGAAAGCGCCGUCCAGCCCCGGUGAGCUGGAGGCGGUGACCAAGGCGAAGGUGCUCUACCGCUCCUGCAUUGACGAGACGAAACUAGAGCAGUUGGACUCCCGGCCCCUACUAAAGACGCUCCGACAGCCAGAGUUCCGCUGGCCGGUGGUGGGGGAGGGGCUGUUGGGGGACUGGCAGUGGUUGCCGGGGCAAUGGGACCUUCAGAAGACGCUGUCCGCCAUCAGGGCCCAGCACAGCAAGAACAUCCUGAUUCGCCUGUCCGUCGCCCCCGAUGACAAGAACUCCACUCAUCAUAUCCUCAAGCUGGACCAGGAGCUCCUGACCCUGCCCUCCAUAGAGGACUACACCUCCAACACCACCUCCGCCAAGGCUUACCGGGCAGCCCUGCUCUCUCUCAUGGUGGACAUUGCUGUGAUGCUGGGCGCGCCGCAGAAAGCAGCUCGGGUCCAGAUGGAGGAAGUUCUGGCCUUUGAAAUUAAACUGGCUAAGAUGCUGAUUCCGUUUGAGGAGAGAACCAGUGAGAACAUGUACAACAAAUACACUCUGUCACGCCUACAGCGGCUUAUACCAAAGUUUGACUGGCUGGCCUACGUCCGGGCUGUGGUGGAGUCCGCCGGUGACCCGUCCCUCUCCAUCUCCCCCUCCGAGCCCGUCAUCGUGAGAGCGCCGCAGUACUUUAAAGACCUCUUCAAACUCAUCAACACAACCGACCCAAGGACAGUGGCUAACUAUGUUCAGUGGAGAUCUGUGUUGUCCCAGACAACCGCCCUGAGCCGGCGCUUCCUCUACCGGUACCUGGACUACGCCCGGGUUACCACGGGGACCACCUCGCUGAUGUCACAGGUGGACAAGUGUGUCGGUUACAUCAGGAACCUACUGCUCCUACCGACCGGACGCCUCUUCAUCGACACACACUUCCAAGAGGACAAGAAACAAAUGAUGGAGGAGCUGGUGGAGGGGGUGCGCUGGGCUUUUGUCGACAUGCUGGAGAAGGAGAACUCCUGGAUGGACGAGCCGACCAAGAAGAGAGCCGUGGAAAAGGCUGAUGCAGUCCUGGCUAAGGUGGGCUACCCCGAGUUCUACCUGAACGACACCUACGUCAACGAAGACCUGAAACAUCUGUCCUUCAGUGAGACUGACUACUACGGGAACAUCAUGCAGGUGUUUGGCCACAGCGCGAUGGACUACAUCCGGAGGCUCAGGAAGAGCGUUCAGCGCACCGAGUGGUACACAAGCCCAACAACGGUAAACGCCUUCUACAGCUCAUCCACCAAUCAAAUCAGGUUCCCGGCGGGGGAGCUUCAGAAGCCCUUCUUCUGGGGGAACGAGUACCCAAGGUCUUUAAGUUACGGGGCCAUCGGGGUGAUAGUCGGACACGAGUUAACCCACGGCUUCGACAACAAUGGACGCAAGUACGACAAGAACGGCAACCUGGACCAUUGGUGGAGCAACGCGUCCAUCAAGGCCUUCAACGAGAAGUCCCAGUGCAUCGUCAACCAAUACAACGACUACCACUUGGAGGAGGCGGACCAUAACGUGCUGGGAAAGAGGACCCUGGGUGAGAACAUAGCGGACAACGGUGGAAUACGGGAGGCCUUUAGGGCCUACCGGAGGUGGCUUGACCAGAACAGAGGUGGGAAGGAGGAGCCUCUCCUACCGGGAGUGGGAAUGACCAACAACCAGCUGUUCUUCCUCAGCUACACACACGUGCGGUGUUACGCCUAUAGACCAGAAAAAGCCAGAGAACUGAUUCAGACUGGAGCCCACAGCCCUGCAAAAUACAGGGUCAUCGGCUCCAUGAGCAACUUUGAGGAGUUCCGCAAAGCCUUCAACUGUCCCGUCACGUCCCCCAUGAACCGCGGUGCAGAGUCCUGUCGGGUUUGGUAAAAAAAAAAA
Messenger RNA from Gadus morhua (Atlantic cod), 2561 nucleotides. It is a transcript of the gene phex, whose product is annotated as phosphate regulating endopeptidase homolog, X-linked. Gene Ontology annotation, molecular function: metalloendopeptidase activity. Bases 300 to 2552 code for a protein of 750 amino acids. The transcript is spliced from 22 exons. Lineage: Eukaryota; Metazoa; Chordata; Actinopteri; Gadiformes; Gadidae. Gene Ontology annotation, cellular component: plasma membrane. The record is from RefSeq and is a predicted model, not a curated record. Gene Ontology annotation, biological process: protein processing.